AUGUCCUCCACCCCACCAACAACGGCAUUUUCCCCACGCACAUGGACGCGGCCCAACAGCGAAUUCAUCAUCUCCAAUGAUCCAUCACUACUCUCUGUCCAAGCCGUCAAUGAAGCCUUUGGCCAGGACUGGCUCUACUGGGCCACUCCGUUCCCCGAAGAAGUCAUGUAUCACAUGCUGCACGACUCUAUGAGCUUUGGCGUGUACAAAUACACAGAGCCUCUCGUCAAUCACGACGCACCGGUGACUCCCACUGCGGAGAACACUCGGCAGAUUGGUCUGGCGCGCAUGGUCACGGACAAAGUCACAUUCGGUUAUCUCUCUGACGUCUAUGUGCUUCCAGAGUAUCAGGGCCACGGGCUCGGCCGAUGGCUGAUGAAUUGUAUUUUGGAGGUGUUUUCGAUUGGGAAUAUGCCGCAUCUGCGCCGAAUCAUGCUGUUGACGGGGGAUAAGAGGAUGCAGGAUUGGUAUGCGAGGAUCUUUGGGAUGGAGGUGAUUGCACAUGAGCGACGGCCAGAUAUUGGGCAAGAUCUAGUGUUUAUGUGCGUUCGGCCGAAUGCUGUUUGA
Molecule: messenger RNA, 567 nt
Organism: Penicillium oxalicum
Lineage: Eukaryota; Fungi; Ascomycota; Eurotiomycetes; Eurotiales; Aspergillaceae
Product: GNAT family N-acetyltransferase
Exons: 1
Coding region: 1-567 (188 amino acids)
Molecular function (GO): acyltransferase activity, transferring groups other than amino-acyl groups
Source: RefSeq, a predicted model, not a curated record